Messenger RNA from Hibiscus syriacus, 888 nucleotides. Its product is annotated as two-component response regulator ARR5-like. The record is from RefSeq and is a predicted model, not a curated record. The transcript is spliced from 4 exons. The coding region runs from base 156 to 881 and encodes 241 amino acids. Lineage: Eukaryota; Viridiplantae; Streptophyta; Magnoliopsida; Malvales; Malvaceae. Gene Ontology annotation, biological process: cytokinin-activated signaling pathway; phosphorelay signal transduction system.
UAAAUAAAAGCAAGGCCACAAAUCCUAGGGAAAAGACUCUGUGUUUUUCUUCUUCUUCUUUAUUUUUGUGUAUUUUCUCCUUUUCCUUUGAUCCAAGCUGUAAAGAAAAAUCCGGGUCCUCUUUUGGUUCUGAGUUCUUGGGUUUACCUUGAGAGAUGGCGAUAAACGGCGGUGUUACGUGGCGGACGACGGAGAAGAUCGACGGCGAAGUUCAUGUUCUGGCCGUUGAUGAUAGUCUCGUUGAUCGGAAAGUCAUUGAAAGGUUGCUCAGAAUAUCCUCUUGCAAAGUGACUGCAGUGGAUAGUGGAAUCAGAGCUUUGCAGUUCUUGGGAUUAGAUGAAGAGAAAAACAGUAAUGGCUUUAACGAUUUGAAAGUCGAUCUGAUUAUCACCGAUUAUUGUAUGCCCGGAAUGACGGGCUAUGAACUGCUCAAGAAAGUGAAGGAAUCCUCUGCUUUUAGAGAAACCCCUGUCGUAAUCAUGUCAUCGGAGAACGUUCUAGCUCGAGUCGACAGAUGUUUAGAAGAAGGAGCGAAGGAUUUCAUAGUGAAGCCGGUGAAAUUAUCAGAUGUUAAACGCAUAAAAGAUUACAUGAACAGAGACUUCCGAAUCGGAGACGGAGAAGAAAAAGAAAAAUCAAGAAAAGGAAUCAACAAGAGAAAGCUAAGAGACAGCUUUGAUGAUCUCUCUUCAUCUCCACCGUCCAUUUUAUCAUCAUCUACGAUUUUAUCAUCAUCAUCAUCAUCUCCAUCUCCAUCUCCACAAUCACACUCACCAUCGCCGUCGCCAUCACCGCCGUCAAUCCUAUCAGCAUCAGCACCGAGUUCUCCAUCACCACUAGAUUCUCCCACCAGACGUCUCAAAGCGACAAGCUCCGAAUAGAACAGAA